Molecule: messenger RNA, 5243 nt
Organism: Sciurus carolinensis (gray squirrel)
Lineage: Eukaryota; Metazoa; Chordata; Mammalia; Rodentia; Sciuridae
Gene: Myo3b
Product: myosin IIIB
Exons: 22
Coding region: 168-2384 (738 amino acids)
Cellular component (GO): myosin complex
Molecular function (GO): cytoskeletal motor activity; protein binding; ATP binding
Source: RefSeq, a predicted model, not a curated record
GAAUAUCUCCUUGAAAAAUCCAGAGUUAUAAAACAGGCAACGGGAGAGAAAAAUUUUCACAUAUUUUACUACAUUUAUGCCGGUCUUUAUCACCAAAAGAAACUUUCUGAGUUCAGACUUCCUGAGGAAAACCUCCUAGGUAUAUAGCUGAUGAAACUGGAAGAGUCAUGCAUGACAUAAUUUCCAAGGAGUCUUACAGAAGACAGUUUGAAGCAAUUCAGCAUUGUUUCAGGAUUAUUGGGUUCUCUGAGAAGGAGGUGCACUCCGUGUACAGAAUUCUGGCUGGGAUUUUGAAUAUUGGGAACAUUGAGUUUGCAGCUAUUUCCUCUCAACACCAAACUGAUAAAAGUGAGGUGCCCAAUGCUGAAGCUUUGGAAAAUGCUGCUUCUAUUCUCAGUAUCUGCCCCAAAGAGCUGCUGAAGGCCCUCACGUCCCACUGCGUGGUCACCCGGGGCGAGACCAUCGUCCGCGCCAACCCCGUGGACAGGGCUGAGGAUGUUCGAGAUGCCAUGUCGAAAGCUCUGUAUGGGAGGCUCUUCAGCUGGAUUGUGAAUCGCAUCAAUACACUCCUGCAGCCAGACAAAAACAUAUGUCAUGCAGAUAAUGGAAUGAAUGUGGGAAUCUUGGACAUUUUUGGAUUCGAGAACUUUCAGAGAAAUUCAUUUGAGCAGCUCUGCAUAAACAUCGCCAAUGAGCAAAUCCAGUACUAUUUCAAUCAGCAUGUUUUUGCUCUUGAGCAGAUGGAGUACAAGAAUGAGGGCAUCGAUGCCAUGCCCGUGGAGUAUGAGGACAAUCGCCCACUCUUGGACAUGUUCCUCCAGAAGCCCCUGGGCCUGCUUGCACUUUUAGACGAGGAGAGUCGGUUUCCGCAAGCAAGGGACCAGACCUUGGUUGAUAAAUUUGAAAAUAACCUACGGUGCAAGUACUUCUGGAGGCCCAAAGGAGCGGAGCUAUGCUUUGGCAUUUGGCACUACGCUGGAAAGGUAUUAUAUGACGCUUCUGGGGUUCUUGAGAAAAACAGAGACACCCUCCCUGCUGAUGUGGUUAUAGUCCUGAGAACAUCAGAAAACAAGCUUCUUCAGCAACUCUUCUCCAUCCCUUUGACCAAAACAGGUAAUUUGGCCCAGACAAGAGCCAAGAUAAUUGCAUCCUCAAGAUCUUUGCCUCCACAUUUCAAUUCUGGGAGAGCUAAGGUGGACACCCUGGAGGUGCUACGGCAUCCGGAAGAAAGCACCAACAUGAAGAGGCAAACCAUGGCUUCUUACUUCCGGUAUUCUCUGAUGGACUUGCUCUCCAAAAUGGUGGUUGGACAGCCUCACUUUGUGCGUUGCAUUAAACCCAACGAUGACCGAGAGGCCCUGAAGUUCUCCCGAGAGAGGGUCCUCACCCAGCUCCGCUCCACAGGGAUCCUGGAGACCGUCAACAUCAGAAGGCAGGGCUAUUCCCACCGCAUCCUCUUCGAAGAGUUUGUGAAAAGGUAUUAUUACUUGGCAUUCAGAGCACAUCAAACGCCUCCUGCUAGUAAAGAGAGCUGUGCUGCUAUCUUGGAAAAGUCCAGAUUGGAUCACUGGGUACUGGGGAAAACAAAGGUUUUUCUCAAAUAUUACCAUGUCGAGCAAUUAAAUCUGCUACUGCGAGAAGUCAUAGGCAGAGUGGUUGUCCUACAGGCAUAUACCAAGGGGUGGCUUGGAGCCAGGAGAUACAAGAGAGUCAGAGAAAAGAGAGAGAAGGGUGCCAUCACCAUCCAGUCAGCCUGGAGAGGAUAUGAAGCUCGAAGCAAAUUCAAGAAAAUAAGCAACGGAAGGAGUGAGUCUGCUGUUCAUAUUCAAGCAGGUCUGAGGGCAGGUACUGAUCUGAAAAGCCAUCCAGAAGUGGAAUUUAACUAUGGCCAUGCAGAGACUUCAAACUACUCUCCUGCUGCCACUAAGAAAAAUUGGCAUUCACAGGCCCAGAGUUCUCCAACAGUGUGUGAUGUCUUUGCAAGACCUGCAAACAAGCACUCAGUGGCUGGGACUAAUGCACUAACUUCUUGGACACAUCAUGCUGCCCCAGAUCACCAAGGACUGGGUCCCUAUGAAGCCCCUUGGAAACCUGGUUCAGAAAAUGGUCUUGCACAGAAGCAGCGAACACCUCGCCGACGCUGUCAGCAGCCCAAAAUGUUGAGUAGCCCUGAGGACACCAUGUACUAUAACCAGUUAAAUGGAACUCUAGAAUAUCAAGGGAGCAAGAGGAAGCCAAGAAAACUUGGCCAAAUCAAAGCACUGGAUGGGGAAGAUGAAUACUACAAGUCUCUGUACCCUGUGGCUGCUAUCCCUGAGAACAUCGCAGCCCACCUUUUCUUUUUUUCCUCGACCUCACAGGGAAACUCUUUUGCUCAACACUGAGUUGUGCUUCCUGACCCCAAAUCUGCCCAAGACUUCAGGAUGCUGUGUUGCUGCUCUCGUCUGUAUCCUCCCAGCCUGUGGUGUCUUACUCAGAAAGGAGCCAAGCAAGCUCCUAGGAACCCAAGGCCCUUGCAACUCCCAGCAGGAGCAAGUCAGUGACUGACUCUGGACUUUGCCUUCUGCAGAGGCUUCCUGAGCUUUGACCACCCUGAAUAAGCUGCAGAUCAGGACCUCCCCCGGGACUCACCAGGCUCUAAAUCCUUUCCCGCCACACACACUAAGAGGACUCUGGUUCAUUCAUUUGUUCAACAUAUAUUUAAUGAGGACUGAAACGUACCAUGCUAGGUACUUGAGAUGCAACGGCAAGCAAGACACCAAGCCCCUGCCUUUAAGGAAUCCUCAUGUACAUACAGAUGGAGGCAGAUGCAUAUAUAAAGAGGCAAUUCCAACAUCCAGGAAAAGUGUCAUAAGAGGAACGGGUAAACUAGGAGAGCACAGUAAAGGGGCAAAACCAGUGGAAGGUUCUCAGGAGAAAGUACCACCCACCCUUAGACCUUAGCACCAUAGUAAGUCAUCCACACAAAUUCAUUUAGGCUUAUAUGUAGGAUCUGAAGCAUUUAUUGUUAUAGUCAUUGAGGAGUGUUAAGCCAAGAAUUAGCAAGACCUAACUUCAAUAUCCAGUGUGAUAAUAAGCACCAAUUUAUUGAGUUAUGUAUUAAUCCUCUACAUGUACUAUGCAUUCAUUACAUAAUACAUGCUUGCAAUACUAUGAGGUUGGUGUUACUGCCCCAUUUUAUAGAUGAGUUACUGAGGCAGAGCCAAGAUUUGAGCCCAGACAGCCUGACUUCAGUACCUAUGCUCUUAUGUACUCUGAUACACAACUGACCACACAGCUCAUUGCCACAAAGAGGAUUUAAUAAAUGUUUGAGACAUUCAGUAGCCACUUUUUUAUUUUCCCCUAGUCCAAGGGUUCCUACUAGCCAUGAUUCUCAAGUAAGUCACUCAGGAAACUUUUUAAAAAUGAAAUAACUGAAAAAAAUAAAUAUAUAUAUAUACACAAUGUACACAAAUAUUUACAGAGACCUAAUUUGUAAUAGCCCCAAACUGGAAAUAAUCAAAAAGUCCUUUAUUAGAUAAAUGAAGAAAUAAUGGUAUGUCCAUACAAUGGAAUGCUAUAUGGAAUGCUAUACAGCAAUUAAAAGGAGCAAUUGAUACGCACAACAACUUAAAUGGCUUUCAAGGGGAUUCUAUUGAGUGGGAAAAAAACCAUUUUAAAAAGGUUACAUACUAUACAAUUCCAUUUCUAUAACAUUCUCAAAAUGAUAAAAUUGGAGAGAUUAACAGAUUAAUGGUUGCCAAGGGUUAGUGACAGAAUGUGAGGUGUGGAUAUGUCUAUAAAGGGGUAGCAGGAAGGAGUUUUGCAAUAAAGCAAUAUUUCUGUAUCUUGGUUUCAGUAGUGGUUACAAAAACCUACAUGUGAUAAAAUGGCAUAGAAGUAUACACUUAUCAUAUUAAUGUCAAUGUCCUAAUUUUGAUAUUGAACUGUAGUUAUAUAAGAUAUGAUCAUUGGGGGAGGCUGGAUGAAGGGUAUAUGGGGCAUCUCUGUAUUUUAUAACUUCCAGGAUAUCUGUAAUCAUUUUAAUGUAAGAGCCUGUUUUUGUGUGUGUGGUGCUGGGGAUCAAACCCAGGGUCUUCGCUUGUUAAACUUGCACUCUACCACUGAGCUAACCUCCCAGCCCUUCAAUGUAAACAUUUUAAAAGAAAGAAGAAAAAAUUCAGUACCUAGGCCUCACAGAUUGUGAUUUUCUUCAUCUAAAUAGGGCCUGGGUUGUGGAUAUCUAUGAAAUCUCCCUGAUGAUUCUUACCUGCAGCCAGAGCUAAGCACCUCUGAGCCAGUGCCCAGAAUCCCUAGGGUUGGAGGCACUCUUGGAGAGCUCUAGCUGCCAGCUGGCACAAGACAAGUCCCUGAGGGGCCAGGACACCAGACAUAUCCUCUACUUACAGGCAGUGGACUGGGCUGGCCUUAGGUAAGAGUUCAACAAACAGCAACCUAAAGUCCUAAGUUGCUUGCUUGAUUGGGCUUGUUGCAGGUUUUACCUCUGGAAUUCUGGGCCCAUUUGCCCACAGAUGAAUUCCAGCUCCUGCAUGAGGACACAUUUCCCGACUGGAGGGCCCAGGUACUAGGCCCAGUUUCAGGGCAUAUUUAUUUCAUCUUUUACCAUGUCCUCAUUGGAAGCAUAGCCGAAUCCCAGAUGGUCAACGACAAUUUACCCUGGCUGGAUAAACUGUCCCCAGGACAGGUCUCAUACAGAAGGUGCCAAACAUGUUUUUAACACCUUGCACCCCAGUGUACAUUAACAUUUCCAAGUGGGUUAUUAAAUCAGUAUCAAUUAAGAGCAGGUCAAGAGUAUUCUGCUCAUACAUGGCAGUUGGCAGCUCAUGUUUCAGCUGAAAGUCUCCAAAACCUCUAACAGGGUUUCAAAUCAAGGAAGGAAAUAGCUAUUGGGUGACUGAAGCUCCCCAGUUUCCCUGGGACCACUAGCGAGAUGGGAGCCACAUGUGCCCCUAAGUUAACACAGUGGCCACCCAUGGAGCCUCUGGGCAGCUGGGGAGCAAGUCCUGGAAUGCAUUUUCUAGUAGCUGUGUCAGCUAAAUGGCAGACUUCCUGGUUGUGCUUUCUCUCUCUCUCUCUCUCUCUCUCUCUCUCUCUCUCUCUCUCUCUCUCUCUAGCCUUUUGGCUGUCAGUAUGCAGAGAUGUUCUGGCAGCUGGGGACCCGCCUUGGGCUAGAUGUGGGGUCAGAGUCCUGACGAACAGCUUUGUUCUCUUAAACACUAUUGUCAUCUGACUCACCUAUUACU